Molecule: messenger RNA, 1893 nt
Organism: Leishmania braziliensis MHOM/BR/75/M2904
Lineage: Eukaryota; Euglenozoa; Kinetoplastea; Trypanosomatida; Trypanosomatidae
Exons: 1
Coding region: 1-1893 (630 amino acids)
Biological process (GO): mRNA splicing, via spliceosome
Cellular component (GO): nucleus
Molecular function (GO): RNA lariat debranching enzyme activity
Source: RefSeq, a predicted model, not a curated record
AUGUCGCUAGCGCACAAAAUCUUCGCCACGCUGAAGGCAAGUGGGGACAGCGCCUUGCCCAGUCCUACAGCAUCCACUGCAGGUCAGUCAGGCACAGCUGCGACCACGUCAGCGUCUCCAUCAAGCUCGUGGAAUGAGCGCUUCUACCAUAUUGCUGUGCAGGGGUGCUGUCACGGAGAGCUCGAUCGCAUCUACAACUCCUGCAGCGAGCACGAGCGGCAGACUGGCAAGCGAAUCGACGUGCUGCUCUGUUGCGGUGAUUUCCAGGCCGUGCGGACGACCGGGGACCUAGACAGCAUGGCAGUGCCAGACAAGUACAAAGUACUUGGCGACUUCCACAAAUACUACGCCGACGUUUCCGACGCGUCCGCCGUACACAAGGCGCAAACAGCGGCGCCGUACCUGACCAUCUUUGUAGGCGGUAACCACGAGAACUCUGACCUCCUGGCGCAGGAGAGCUAUGGCGGCUUCGUGGCGCCUAACGUCUUCUACCUAGGCCAUUCCUCUGUUGUCACCAUCGACGACUGUCUCACCAUCGCAGGACUCAGCGGCAUCUUCAAGGAACCAGACUACGACCGCCCGUAUCCACCCCGGCCGUACGCUGUGAAUCCAAUGGCUAAAAAAUCCGCCUAUCAUGUGCGGCGGAUCGAAGUCGAAAAACUGCACGCCUACCUGCGCGCCACCCAGGAACUGCGCAGCAGCAGCAUUGAGACGACCAAGGUAACCCCAGCCGCAUCGCCUGCAGCGUUGCCACCGAUGGUCGACCUCUUUCUCUCCCACGACUGGCCUGUGGGCAUCACCAGCUACGGCGACGAGGCACAGCUGCUGCGCUUCAAGCCAUACUUCAAAGAUGACAUCUGCCGCCACGCCUUGGGCAACCCGCACACUAUGCGCCUGCUGCAGGAGGCGAAGGCACCCUAUUGGUUUGCCGCACACCUUCAUUGCUACUUCGAAGCCACCGUUGCACACCCAAGCCCGAGUGCGACGGAGACGAUGGCAGCGGCGGCAGCAGCAGCGUCCACAAGGUUUGUGGCCCUGGAUAAGUGUGCGAAGGGACACGGGUUUCUCACUUUCAUCGAUAUCCCACGUGUGCGUCAAGGCUGCUCUAGUACGUCGGUCGCAUCUGCAUGCAGCGAGUUAGCCGCAUUGCCGUUGGGAGGCCAGCGACACAGUACAGCUACUGUACUGGGUGCCUCACGUAUUCGCCGAGACCCGGUGUGGCUAGAGGUGCUUCGUGUCUCUCAUCAAUUUGUUGCAGCGAACCGUACUGUCGAUGCAGGACUUGGGGGCGGCGGCUUCGAUGUGGAGAAGGCAGUGAAGGAAGUUGUUGCAAGUUUCCGGAGCGCUACAAGGCCGUCUGCUGCCGCUCUUCUCGCGCCGACGACAAAGAUGCUGCUGGCAGCGCUACAACUUUCCCCAGCACUUCCCUUUCAGCAGAUGGCGCCUGCAGCCACGUCGCCUGAGUAUCCCUUGAGAAGGACUGAUGGGAGGAGGCCCAUAUCGACGGCUUGGUGCGACGGCACCGCUUGGCAGAAUCGAGACAGCGUCCGAGGUUUUGGUGAUGCUCUUCAGCCACACCACCCACGCGCGCGCACCGAGGUGAUGAGUACGUCUUCUGUCUCCACCGCGGCACCUGUGUCAAGCACUCCGCUGUGGUAUACUGCAGACACACAGCCCUCGCAGCACCCGCCAACGAGCGCGCUGAGCCUCUUCGAGGAUGUGGAACCGACAAGCAACACAUCAGCUCUCUCUUCGACACCGGGUAUGACAGCUGCUCAUGUCUCGACUUCGUCUGCUUGCACUGAAGGAGGCGGUGGCACACCGCCGCGGGCACCGGCAGCAACGACGCUGAGUUGGUUCGAAGACACAACGCAGCGCCAGCAGCAGCAAUGA